Molecule: messenger RNA, 2089 nt
Organism: Condylostylus longicornis
Lineage: Eukaryota; Metazoa; Arthropoda; Insecta; Diptera; Dolichopodidae
Product: probable low affinity copper uptake protein 2
Exons: 4
Coding region: 1154-1879 (241 amino acids)
Biological process (GO): copper ion transmembrane transport; intracellular copper ion homeostasis
Cellular component (GO): plasma membrane
Molecular function (GO): copper ion transmembrane transporter activity
Source: RefSeq, a predicted model, not a curated record
ACAAAAAUCAGCAGGUGAAGAAAAAUAUUUUUUUAUUUUAUCAAAACAAAAUUUUUUUUAAUUGUAAGCGUAGCUUUGUCGUGAUAAGAUGUUUGACGGUGUGACGUAAAAUAAAUAAAUCGGAGUUUUUAAAAAUCUAAUUUGCAACUAAAUACAAAAAAUCGUAUCAAUAGAAUUCUUAAAUUUCCAAAACAAAUUUGAAAUACACAAAAAUCAAUUGAUUGAAAUUUGGAAAAGAUACAACAAAGAAUUUUGUGUACCUACAAGGAAAAUUUAAUUAUAAUAAAAAAAUUAAUAUUUUAACGCGUCCAAAAUAGAUAAUAAAUAAUUUAAUUAUGAAUUUAAUAUAAAAAUAAAGGAAGCAAAAAUGGUUCAAUAAAUUCAAUUAUAUUUUAUGCAAGAUUUAAGAAAAAAGCAAAUAAAAGAAACAAAAUUUAAUUUUGAAGGCAAUCAAGUUUUCGAUAGUUGAAAAAACAACAAAAGAAGAGUUUGAGUUCUCUGGAAUUUAUUAUUGGAUUGGAAUAAGAAAUAAGAAACAAAAAUUAAAGUACAUAUGUACAUGUAAAUAUGUAUGUAUAUUAGAUAAUAAGUGACCUACCUAAAGUGAUUUUAUAGUUUUUUACUCAUUUUUACACAAAACAUAUUAAGUAAACGCAAACUUGUUGAUUAAACCCAAUAUUAAAAGAGAAUUUUAAUCAGAAAUGAUAAAAAAUAUUGCAUUUUAGACUGUGUUUUAUAGUAACACACAAACACAUAUCUAUAUACAUACAUACCUGAUAUUUUAUUGUCUUAAAGUGUUUAAUCUCUGUGCUUCCCACUUUUGUUUUAGUAUUACUAAAAAGUUAUUUUUGUAGUUUUUUUUUUUUUUUGGUCCAAAUUUGAAAUAGAUAGUAACUAAGUAUAUAAUCUUCUACGCUGAUAAUAACAUACAUACAUAUGUAAAAUAUUAACGUAUAUGGCAGUAUAAAUUAAAUCUAAAACCUAGAUUUUAUGGGGACUGGGAUUGUAAAUACAAAAAAAAAAUUAAAGCUUUUUCUAGUGAUUAUUGAUGUGAUAAAUGAAUAAAUACAAGGCUCAAAAUUAUAUUAUAUAUAAAAACCCGUUAUUAAAACAAUAAAAAAGAAAGAGACAAAUAAAUUAAUACAAAAUCAAAAUGCAUCGAAUGUCAUUUUAUUGGGAUACAGAUGUUGGUCUAUUUAUGUUUCCUGGUUUAAAUAUUAAUGGUGUUGGACCACUGAUAUCAUUAUGUGCUGUUCUAGUGAUAUUUGCUUUAAUUUACGAAGCAGUUAAGAUUAUUCAAACUAAAAGUAAAUCUCGUACUGCAAGAGAAAUAUCACAUGAUAAUUCUUGUCCAUCAUCUCAUUUAAUAAAUAAUGAAGAAAAUCAAUCACAAUUACAUACGAGAAGAAGAAAACAAUUAUCUGAAAGAAUUUAUUGGACAUUACUUCAAACAUUAGUUUUUUUAUUUCAAACCGUACUCGGAUAUUUAUUGAUGCUAACUGUAAUGGUAUAUAAUGGUUAUGUAUUCGUAGUUGUUAUAUUAGGUUGUGCACUUGGUUAUUUCUUUUUUGGUCAUAUAGCAAUGAAAAUAAAUAUGGAAAAUAUAAGAGCACGUAAAACUCAUGUUAUAUGCUCACCAAAUGAACCAUCAACUUCAGCAUUUUGUGAAAAUUCAACUAGUUCAUGCCAUUUAAAGAAUAAAAAACCUCAACAUUGUGAAAAAGACGGUUAUACUAAUGAAUUAGCUAUAUCAUCAUCUUCUUCAUCAUUAAGUACAAGUUUGACACAAACAACACAGUUAGAUAAAGAAAUAGAAUCUAAUAUUAAAGAUGAUUGUGAUGAUAAUGAUUCAAAUAUUGUUCAUUCCUGCCGUCUAUAAUAUAAAGCUAAUAAAAUUGUUACAUUUGAUGUUAUAGAACACAUUUAAAUAAUUUAUACAAUUAGAAGUCUUUAUUUUUUUAUUUUUUCUUUUAAAAAAGAGCAGAGCUUUUAAGUGACAAACAUAUGUAUUACGAAAAGAUAGAAAUCAUCAAAAGUUUAUAAAUUUUUAAAUUCUUGUACAUACAUACAUAAAUUUCAAUUAAAAAUA